AUGCCCCAUUACAACAGCCUUGAAAGCUGUGUGAACUCGCUCAGCGCAUCGGUAGAGCUUCUAGAAGACGCGCUCCUGGCGCUAGACGAAGCCACGCAUGAUGUUCCCAGAAUAAAAACGGUAAUGACAACAAACAAGGUGUUUGGUUUGGUUCCCAGUAUUGAUUUGGAGAACGCCAAGCGCGAUAUCCACACCGAGAUCAAGCCGCGGGUGCAGGCGAUGGUGGAAUUGGCUGGUAAAAGAUUGGAGGAGGCGCGGCGAGAGCAUCUGAAUUUGGCUAAAAAGGCUGCAUUGCAGCAAAUGCGGUUGCGUGACGUUGAUGGCGUAGCUGCACGAGAUCGAGAACCCAUGCGGGUGUUGCAUCAGGAUGCAGAGAAGCUUGCGCGGUUGCGGCUCUUGCAGGAUAAAAAGGACCGGUUGCGCCAAAGCUUGUCGCGGCUCCAAUUGCAGGAGCGGCGGAACAGAAUCGGCAGUCGGUGA
This is a messenger RNA of Meyerozyma guilliermondii ATCC 6260, 480 nucleotides long. It is a transcript of the gene SPC19, whose product is annotated as Spc19p. The record is from RefSeq and is a predicted model, not a curated record. The transcript has a single exon. Gene Ontology annotation, cellular component: DASH complex; spindle microtubule. The coding region runs from base 1 to 480 and encodes 159 amino acids. Gene Ontology annotation, biological process: attachment of spindle microtubules to kinetochore. Lineage: Eukaryota; Fungi; Ascomycota; Pichiomycetes; Serinales; Debaryomycetaceae.